CGAGGUUUUGACAGCUCGAAGCUUUGGUAAGGCGGCAGAGGCGUGAAGGUCCAGGAGAGGGAGGCAAGAAGAGUACAAAAGCAAGGCAGAGAGCGUUGUAGAUAACUUCCAUUUUUUUAUCUCAUCUUCAUCAACUGAACUGCAGUUUCAUUCCUUAGGGUUCGCUCCUGUCUUGAUUGUUUUGAUUCUUUCUUUGGCUACAGCUGGGCUGCCAUUCGUUCUCUGUGUGUUUGCAUUAUACCUUCACUUAACGCUUAAGCUAUUGUGCUAUACCUAGCCCAGGUGGUUUAUACUUCAUCCUUUUAUACGACCCAAAAACAACUUCCCACAAUGCGUUUCUCAAGCUCAAUCUUCCUUUUCGGCCUCGCUGCUACCUCUCUCGCUGCUCCCGUAGCAAACGCCAAGCGAGGUGUCUUGACGAAACAAUCCUACGCCGACUUCCAAGUCUCCGAUGGUGUGGCUGGAAAUGCGCUCGCGGAAGUGAACGCUAAGUUCCCUAUCGAUACCUCGGACCUCGCAAAUGUCGACCCGGCUGAUCAACAGAUUAUCUCGGACGCACGCAAAGUGGCCGAGUCUGCCGAAACCGAUGCUUUCAACCCCGCCAUCGACGCCGCCUCAGGCGCCGACGCGACUGCGCUCCAGAAUGGAAAGAUCAAGAAUAAGGUGCUGAAAUUGCAACUUGAGGUCUUGGAUUUGCAGAUCAGUCAGGCGCAGGGUGAGGACAACGCGGCAAAGAUUGCUGAGGAGCAGACGAAGUUGAAUAACAACAUUGCUUUGGACAAGAAGGCUGCGGGCCAGGCGAGUCAGAGUGUACAGUUUGAUGGCUAGAAUUUGAAUCGAAGUUGGGAUUGGGGUUGGCACAGGGAAAUUGAGCGAGGGGAUGUGCGCGGAGACUCUGGAUUCGUGAAUCAGG
Messenger RNA from Lindgomyces ingoldianus, 913 nucleotides. RefSeq lists its product as uncharacterized. Bases 331 to 828 code for a protein of 165 amino acids. NCBI's taxonomy places the organism in Eukaryota, Fungi, Ascomycota, Dothideomycetes, Pleosporales, Lindgomycetaceae. The record is from RefSeq and is a predicted model, not a curated record. The transcript is spliced from 2 exons.